AUGCCAAGGGGCUAUGGUGGCACUGCUAUUUUAUGGAAAAAAGAAUUAGACACUCUUAUAACACCUCUAACCAUAGGAAAUGAGAGGAUACAAGGAAUUGAAAUAUCUGGUGAACCCAAUCUUAUCAUACUUUCUGUAUAUUUGCCUUGUAAAGGUACUUCUGACCAUAUAGAUGAAUUUCAAGACUGCAUAGCUCUUCUAAAUGAAAUAGUCUGCACCUACAAACUUACUCAUCAAAUUAUUAUAGGUGGUGAUCUUAAUGAAGAUAUCAUAAAUGGUCCAUCCUCACAAAGAAAGGCCUCUUUUACUGAAUUUAUGGAAGAUCAUUCUUUAGAAACAAAAUUUACUGGCAGCACAUUUAUACACUCUAAUGGCCAUGAUACCACAGCUAUUGACUAUUUUCUAUACCAGAAUUCAUAUAAACAUUCUGUUCUUGAAAUCAAGAAACUAGACAUAGAUGCUAAUGUCUCAGACCAUUAUCCAAUUAAAAUGGUCCUUCAACAUCGUCGUUAUUUAAUUCAGCAAAAAUCGCUGAAUGAUUUUUUAAAACCAAAGAUUAACUGGGAUAGAAUUGAUAAGGAAAAAUAUGAAAACAACAUCAACUCCAAACUUUCAAAUAAGAACUCAGAAAUUAAAUCUGUUGAAGACAUAACCAAUGCAUUUACUCAACUCAAUGAAAUCAUUAAACAGUCUACUCAAGCUCUGAUCCCAACUAGAAAAAUUGGCAGGAAAAGACCAAAACUGCAAGUCAUGAAUGAAGAAAUCAAAGUCGCCCUCAAAAACAAAAAGAUUGCAUUUUUUAAAUGGAAAAUUAAUGGUAGACCGAAAGAGACUGAUAAUUUAUAUUUGAAAAAUAAAAAACAAACAACACAUGCUUUAAGAAAAGAAUGUAGACUGGAAGUUGCUAAAAGAAGGCUAUGUGAACGUCAAAAAUUGGUUAAUGCUAAAACAGCGGAUCGUAAAAUGUUCCACAAGAUUAUUAGAAAUCAAAGAGGAAAAUUAUCAAAGUUUAUUGACCAGUUAAAUGUUGAUGAUGAAAUAUUUUAUAAUGAAGAUAUAAUAGAAGGCUGGAGUACACAUUUCCAUCAACUGGCAAAGAAAAUACCAAAUCCAAAUUAUGACAAUGAAUAUCUUGAGUUGAUUGAAAAUGAAGCUAAAAUUAUAAUAGACAUUUGCAAAGAGCGUUUCAAACAUUGCCCAAUAACAAACAAAGAAAUGGAAAAAGCAAUAUCUGAUUUAAAUAGAAAUAAAGCAGUUGACUACUUUGGCAUUAAUGCAGAAAACAUCAUACAUGGUGGAAAACAACUUCAACAAUAUUUACAAUUACUUUUUGAUAAAUCAUUUGAAUUUGGAUGCAUAUCUGACAUUCUCAAAAUUGGAAUAUUGUUCCCAGUAUAUAAGAAUAAGGGUGAUAUUAAAAGUUCUAAAAACUACCGUGGUAUUACCGUAACUCCAACAUACUCCAAGCUUAUAGAGAAAAUAAUCAAGAUAAGGGAGAAUCCAGUUAUCCUGAAAAAUCAGAAUCCACUCCAAAGAGGAUUUACAGAAAACACCACCCCGCUAUUAUGUGAACUUAUGAUUGAAGAGUUUGAACGUGAGAGCAAAGAUUUAAAACUUCCAACAUAUAUAGCCCUUUUAGAUGGUAAAUCUGCAUUUGAUGUAGUUGUUCAUUCAAAUUUAAUACGGAGAUUAUAUCAAGCUGGUAUUUCAGACCAAUCUAUUAUAUUAAUAGAUAGCUUAUAUAAAAAUGCGACUUCAUGCGUUAAAUGGAGAAACAACACUUCACAGAUGUUUGAGAUAGAACAGGGUGUACGACAGGGUGGAGCCAUUAGCGCUGAUUUAUAUAAACUAUAUGUUAAUCCGCUAUUAAAUAUUCUAAGUGGAACAGGACUGGGUGGACAUAUAGGUGACAUUGGAUGCUGUGCCCCAACUUGUGCUGAUGAUGUAGCCAUAAUUUCAAACAACCCUAUGGAACUUCAAAUGUUGAUAGAUAUUGCUGCCAACUUCAGUAAGAGAGAGGGCUACACGUUGCAACCAACAAAAAGUGUAGUCAUACCAAUAAGUACCACUACUAAAUCUAUUGAAAUUGAUGAAAACUUCUGGAACAUCAAUAAAAAUCAGAUGCCAGUUGUAGAACAUUCCACACACAUUGGAAUACAAAAAUGUCAAAAAAAUUCUGCAAAACUUACUGCUGAGGAGAACAUGAAAAAAGCGAGACGAUCACUCUAUAGUCUUAUGGGUACAGGUCUACAUGGAAAGAAUGGUUUGGAUCCUGAAACAGCUAUAACGAUCCUAUAUACUUAUGUCAUGCCUAUUUUAACCUAUGGCCUUGAAAUCUUACUUCCAUCUGGCCGAAUUUUGGAUUCUAUACAUCAAUUCCAUAAGAAAAUGAUAAAACAAAUACUGUCAUUAACCAAAAAUACAGCUGAUCCUGCGGUAUAUAUUUUAAGUGGAUCUCUACCUAUGGAGGCUGAACUACACCUCAAAGCAUUAUCUCUAUAUGGAAAUAUUACAAGAGCAGAUAGAUCUACCAUUGAAUGGAGACUAGCAGAAAGACAAUUACAUUUAAAGACAAACCAAAAAAAUAUACAGAUACAGAUACAGAUGACGACAAAUCCAGAGAAAACCGAAAACCGGAAGUUAUAUUUCAGAAAUUAUCAGAAGUCUGAAACGAGUUAG
Messenger RNA from Mytilus trossulus (common blue mussel), 2679 nucleotides. RefSeq lists its product as uncharacterized. NCBI's taxonomy places the organism in Eukaryota, Metazoa, Mollusca, Bivalvia, Mytilida, Mytilidae. The coding region runs from base 1 to 2679 and encodes 892 amino acids. The record is from RefSeq and is a predicted model, not a curated record. The transcript has 2 exons.